GGUGACGUCAUCAGCGCGCUGUCGAGGCCGGGGGGCGCGCGCGCGCGGCGCCGGAGGUGCAGCGGUACGGCGGCCGGGAGGGGCGGUCUGUCCGUCUGUCUGUCCGUCUGUCCUGGGGCGGGGGGAGGUCUGUCCGACCGGCGGUAGGGAAGGGGAAUCGUCUGCCCGUCUGUCUGUCCACGGAUCGGGGAGGAAGGCUCCGUCCUGAAGGAGCGAGGGCGUCAGGGAGCCCCGCCAUGAGCUCCAAGGCCAAGCGGGUAUUGCCCACCCGCCCUGAGCCGCCCACCGUGGAGCAGCUCCUGGCCGACGUGCGGGGCGCACCCCCGGCCGACCCCGUCCUCCUGCUCCCGGCUGACCCCCCCCGAGGCAGCGGCGGUGACCGUGACGGCCCCGCGCCAGGGCAGGAGGACGGCGCGGAGGAGCAGGAGCGGCUGUACCGGCAGUGCCGCGGUUACGUGGAGAUGAACCGACGGCUGCGGGAGGCGCGGGGGGGAGCUUGCAGAGAAGCGUGAAGAACUGCAGAGGGCGGGCACGGCACUGGAGAGGGACAUCGCCGAGAUGCGGCAGAAGGCGUUCUGAGCUCGGGACGCGGCCCGGCCCGGGGGUCUCACCGGGAGCCCCCCCUGAGCCCUGCCUGCCUCCCUGUGCUCCCAGCGCACCCACAGCGCUGCGUUUUCAAAGCCCCCGCUGCGGCCCGGCCUCCAUCCCCGCCACGUGGCCGUGGGAGCAGCUGUGCCCCCUGGCAGCACCAUGUCUGCGCAGCAUCGCUUCACCUACGACUUCUCCAUCUGGUACUGCCCGGAGGACCACGCCGUCGCCUCCGUCAUCUCUGAGUUCUUGAGGAAAAAGGGCUUUCGGGGUUACUUGGAGCACUGGGACCAGGUGGCCGGCACCCCCGUUGCGCUGAGUGCCACCGAGGCCAUCGGUGCCAGCAGGGUGGGCAUCCUCCUGCUCUCCCCAGCGUCCCUGGGGGAUGCGUGGUGCCAACGGGUGUCCCAGUGGAACCUGCAGCACGUGGUGGAGUGCGGCGGCACCAGGGUGCUCCCCGUGUGCCUGGGGGUGAGGAAGGAGGAGGUGCCGCCCUUCCUGCAGCACCUCACCCAGCUGCAGUAUCAGAGCCCGUUCUUCUUCACGCGGCUGCUGCGGAGCCUGGCUGCGUCCCAGGCACUGCCAGGAGAGCCGAGGAGAGCCGAGAGCUGAGGGGCAGCUGGGGGGGUGAGGGGGGGUCUGGUGGCGCGGUGCCACUGGUGGGAGCAGGGUGGUGGGAAUGGGUCACCGUGAUGGGUGCGCACAGUGGGACGUUGCAGUGGUGUGCCUGGGGCUGCUGUUAUCACAAACCUUAAAUCCUCAAUAAAACCCUUCUUGGGAAGCGGGGUGCGAUUGCCUCGGUGAGGAUGGGAACCAGGCUGUGGGGCGUCGUUGGGGGGGGGCCGCUUGUCCCUGUGGGUUGGUUGGAGCCGUUUCUCUGUGGUGUCGUUUCACACCUGCAGACGCUCACUCUGCUUCCCCCCUUCCUGUGUGCUGCACGUCAUCGCAGCCCUCUGCCCCGGCCCCACAGCCUCGCAGCUCUUUGCACGCAGCGGGACCAGCAUGGAGAGGAGCGCAGUUCUGGGGCUGCUGCUGCUGCUGGCGCUGCCCAACCCUGGGCUGGGUGAGCACUGCAGUGGGGCCGGGGUGGACGAUGGGGCCUCCGUGGCACCGCAGGGAGCAGCAGAGCGCGGGGGCAGCCAUCCCCGCUCCUCAGCGGUGGCCGUGGGAUGGGCUGCCCCCCCCCUGGCAGCGCAGUCCCAUCUGCGCAUCAUCGGGGGACACGAGGCCAAGCCCCACUCCCGGCCCUACAUGGUGUCGGUGCAGUCCAAGGGGGUGCACACCUGCGGGGGGGCACUGCUGAACCCACGCUGGGUGCUGACGGCUGCACACUGCAUCCCAGAGAGUGCCGAUGUCUCCAGGAUGAUGGUGGUGGUGGGGCUGCACCGACUGCAGGAGCGCAGGAACGCCCAGAGCUUCGCCAUCCGCUCUGCCUGUCCCCAUCCCGGCUACGACAGCCAGACGAUGGAGGACGACCUCCUUCUGCUGCAGCUGGAGGGGAAGGUGAAGCGCAGCAAAAGGCAGCGACCCAUCGCGCUGCUGCGGCGGGAGCCGGCGGUGGGCACCGUGUGCAGCCUGGCGGGCUGGGGCGGGCGGAGGGGGCUGAAGGCCGCCCUGCAGGAGCUGGAGGUGGCCGUGCUGGACACGAGGAUGUGCAACAACAGCCGCUUCUGGAACGGCGACCUCACACCCAGCAUGAUCUGCUUCGAGGGCCGCGGCCGCGGCGAAGCGCCCACCAGUGGUGACUCCGGGAGCCCCCUGGUGUGCGGGCGCCCGGCGGCGGUGGCGGGCGUGAUGUCCUUCUCCAGCCGCAACCCCACUGACCCCCUCAAGCCCCCCGUGGCCACCUCGGCAGUGAAGCACCACGCGUGGAUCCGGCGCACGCUGCGGCGCGGCUGCGCGGCACAGACGGAGCAGCCCCAGCUAUUUACACAGGGCAGUCCGCAGCUCAGUGACAAAGCAGCCGGGACCCCGACGAGCUCCCAGCCCUGAUGAGCACCGGGGCGGACCCCUGUGAGCACCACUGCCAGCGCUCAGCCAGCACCCUCCUUAAGAGCAGCACAGAUGGGACCCGGCCCGGCCCCAUGCCUCGCGCUUUGCCCCAUGGGGUCCCUCCCUGCUGUGUAUCCCCGAGGGGAGGGAGGUGACCCCAUCCCCCCAAUAAAGGCUCUGCGAUGCCUGGCA
Molecule: messenger RNA, 2772 nt
Organism: Gallus gallus (chicken)
Lineage: Eukaryota; Metazoa; Chordata; Aves; Galliformes; Phasianidae
Gene: GZMM
Product: granzyme M
Exons: 7
Coding region: 1591-2580 (329 amino acids)
Biological process (GO): proteolysis
Molecular function (GO): serine-type endopeptidase activity
Source: RefSeq, a predicted model, not a curated record